AAUGGCGUCUCCUUCGAAGCAUGUGCCUUACGAAUUUUCUCUUAAGGAAGCAAAAAGAAAGUGCUCUGAAACAAAUUCUUGCUUUGUGAAGGAACAAACAACAGAACAUAUUGUACUACAUCCACGAUACCUCGGUUGUGUGAGGAAAGGAGUUCAGGAACAUUUAAAAAGUAAGCUGAUGAGGCAUUCGGACAUUCUGAACGGUGUGCCUGUAAAUUAUGAAGCUUUUAAAAUUGAGCAAAGAACUGGCUCCAUUCUGGAAGAAUCACCCUAUAUUCAUUUUGACGUAAAAGUAAAUAUCAUCUUGUUUAAGCCGACGAUCGGAAGUACGCUUGUGGGAACCGUAAACAAACUUGGCGUUGAUUACGUUGGAUGUUUGGUUCACAAUUGUUUUAACGCUUCGAUCGCGAAAUCAAACUUUAAAAAUGGAUUACUUUUUGAUAGCCUGGACAUUGGAUCUGAAUUUUUAUUUAAAGUUAUUGGAACAGAAGCCGUGAAUGGCGUUUUAGCAAUAAUAGGUGAAGUGAAGGAACAAAAAGUCAACAAAAGGAAAAGGAAACACAAAGAUAUAGAAAGAUAUGAACAACGGUCUAGUGAUGAAACUGAUCAGCCUGAAAGAGUGACUGAACUAUCCCCUGAGAGACUGAAUCAGAAUGGUUUAAACAUAACGGAUGGAAAUACAAAAGUCAAGAAAAAGAAGAAUAAAGUCAAACAUUCAAGAGGAAAGGAGGGGGCCAAAACUUUUUAAAUAUAAAUUUGUGAUUUAUUUUUUAAAAUAAACAUUUGGAGUAA
Molecule: messenger RNA, 792 nt
Organism: Pocillopora verrucosa
Lineage: Eukaryota; Metazoa; Cnidaria; Anthozoa; Scleractinia; Pocilloporidae
Product: DNA-directed RNA polymerase I subunit RPA43
Biological process (GO): DNA-templated transcription initiation
Cellular component (GO): RNA polymerase I complex
Source: RefSeq, a predicted model, not a curated record